Coregonus sp. 'balchen' is the source of this 1636-nucleotide messenger RNA. The record is from the annotation of a GenBank genome assembly. NCBI's taxonomy places the organism in Eukaryota, Metazoa, Chordata, Actinopteri, Salmoniformes, Salmonidae.
AUGUGCCACUACGAGGUGACAACCUUGGCCAAGAACAACCCGCAUGUUAAGGAUGAGGAGGUGAGGGCUUUUAUGGGGAGGUAUAUGGACAAUGUCUCCUCGGCAAGGCUCCUCAAAGACUCGCUAGGGUUCUGGAAUGGGAGGAGAAGCUUCCAGGCUCUGUUGAGGGAAGACCCAAAGGGCCUGGGAGGUUACCUUCAUCCUCCAGCCCUGUUCUCCCUGGGGGCUGACAGGGGGACAUUGUUUUAUGCCCGUCAGCCCCCUUUCUGCAGACGAUGCAUGGCCUAUGGCCAUAAUUUAGCCUCAUGUGGGGCGAAGAAAUGCAGGGUGUGUGGGUCUGAGGCACACGAGGCGAGGGACUGUGACGAGUCGAAGAAGUGCCACGGGUGUGGAUCGUCAGCACACCUGUGGAGGGAGUGUACGGCUCAUCACAAGUCGUAUGCAGCUGCAACUGGUGGGGGAGCAGGGGCAGGAGCGGGGGAAGGAGGAGGAAGAGGAGGAGGAGUUCCAGACCCAAGCACAGGGCCAGAGGCAAUACCAUCAAUGACGGAGGAGGAGCCGAGAACAGCAGCGGGAGGAGAGGGGGACUGCCGUAGCAGUUCAGGAAGGAGAGGUGGUGCCGGAGACGGAGACAGAGGGAGGUGUGGGAGAGGAGGUCGGGGAGAAGCCAACCACAGCCCUGGGAGGAGAGGAGAAGGGGGGAGAGGGGGGGCCGGAGUGGGGGGAAAGUGAGAUGUUGAGUGCCCAGGGGGAUGAAGAAUCUCCUGUGUCCUCGCGCUUGUUAUCUGUGUUUUUUUUCGGAUCACGACGGGGUGCUGCUGCAGGUGCGGGCACCAGUCUGCCUCUUCGGUAGGGGGUAGUGGAAGUUAGAACGGGAGGUACUGGAUGAGCAGGCUUUCGUUAAUGGUUUUGUUGAUUUCUUUAGGGGGCUUGAGGGCCUCCGGUCCAUGUGUGAGGGGGUGUUAGAGUGGUGGGAAAUAGCAAAGGUGAGGAUGAGGGUUUUUAUAAUAGGAUAUUGUAAGAAGAAAAAGAGGGAGGAAAGGAGGGAGGUGGAUCAAAUCCAAAGGCUGCUCCAACUCGAGCUCGAGGCAGGCAACCUCGGCGGGUCGGUAGACUGGGAGAGAUCCUCUGCCCUAAAGGCGCAACUUAGGGAGGUGCAUGAGCGGAAGGCUUGCGCUUUUCUGGAGCGUGCGCAUAAUGGGUUUUUAGAACACGGCGAGACUUGUUCCGCCGUGUUCUUUACUCAGUUAGGGGAAGACAGAGUAGGAAGUAAAGAUACAGGGUUAGGGAAGAAAACGGUAGAGUAGUGAGAGAAACUGAGGAAAUGGUCAAGGUGACCACGGAACAUUUCCAAGGUUUUUUUCAAGAAAGGGCAGUAGAUGUAGAGCAGGGAAACGUGUUUUUAGAAUACCUGUCCCGGCGAGUGCCAGAGGACAUUAGAGAAGUGAUGGAGGCUCAGAUCUCCCUCGAAGAGGUUGAGAGCGCCCUCAGGAGGAUGGGAAAAGGGAAGGUGCCCGGGAUGGAUGGGCUGCCGGCAGAGUUUUACCUGAAGUUUUGGGGGAAACUUUGUCCGGUAGUCCUUGAAGUCUUGAAGGCCAUCCUCGAGACGGGGUCCCGGGGGUAUCGAUGGCCGUAG